Naegleria lovaniensis is the source of this 1278-nucleotide messenger RNA. RefSeq lists its product as uncharacterized. Gene Ontology annotation, cellular component: cilium; centrosome; intraciliary transport particle B. The record is from RefSeq and is a predicted model, not a curated record. The transcript has 5 exons. Gene Ontology annotation, biological process: cilium assembly. NCBI's taxonomy places the organism in Eukaryota, Heterolobosea, Eutetramitea, Acrasida, Naegleriidae. The coding region runs from base 1 to 1278 and encodes 425 amino acids.
AUGUCCUUCCGUGAAUUGAGGAAUUUCACUGAGAUUAUGCGAUCUCUUGGUUAUCCAAGAAAAAUCUCUGUAGAAAAUUUUAGAACUCCUAAUUAUUUAUUAGUUUCCGAAAUUUUAUAUUGGCUCGUACAACGAUAUGACCCUAAUAUUGAUAUUGUGGAGGGCACCGACACGGUCGAAGAGAGGCUGACAUUUUUGAAAUCAAUAUGUGAAGUAGUGUACUACAAAGCAAGAAUUAAGUUAAAUAUCAAACGGUUGUACCAAGCGGAUGGGUAUGCCGUAAAGGAAAUGCUAAAACUUGCCAAGUUGUUAAAUGAUGCAACAGAAUUAGCAAGAUCCGUCGAGGACUCGGAAGAUUAUGAAUCAGCCACUCUUCAACAACUAAACAGCUCAAAAUUUCAAUUAAAUGUAAAACAAAUAAGGAGUAUUGCAACCGAGCUUACAGAGCUAGGAGCAGAGCUGCAUGAUCUUCUCGGAAAAGAAAUGGAGUUAAAGCAAGAACGGCUGGAUGCAAUAUCAUAUCCUCAUAACAUUGAAACGAUCAAAGAACACAUUGAAAAGAAGAAUAUGGAGGCCGUUGACAUGAUUUCUGAAUUACAAAAAUCAAUUAACGAUCUUAAAAAAGACGACGAAAGUUUGAGGGAUAAAAAAAAGAGGAAAGAAACAGAGCUUGAGAGAGCCAAAAAACGGUUAUCCAGAGUCUCUAACUUUAGACCAGCAUUUAUGGAUGAAUAUGAGCAAAAAGAACAAGACCUACAAGAAUUGUAUAAGAAAUAUGUUGAAAAAUAUCGAAAUAUUGAAUACUUGGAACAUGAGCUUGAAAAACACAGAAAGGCUGAGGCUGAAAUUGUUGAAGAGAACAAGAGAAGAUUGAAAUUGCUUCGAAAGAAACUAAGAGCUGACGAUCUCAAGUAUUUGAGAGGAGAAAACCAAGCCACCUAUGAUGAUGAAGAAGAAGAGGAAGGUGAUGAAGAUGAAGAAGAAGAGGAAGGAGAAACAGAGACUGGAAAUGACGAGGACGACGAAGAUGACGAUGACUCUGAGAACGAUGUUGAAAUUAAGUCUAGUCAACAAGCAAGGCCAAGAGCAGCGAGCGGAAGAAGGCCUGAGGGCAGGACAACGACGAAUCAACAUUUAGUGAAUACAGCAGCCAAAAAAACAAGAGAUGUUUCAGAUGGGUACGACUCUGAUGAAUACUUGGAGUCAGACGAAGACAGCUAUAUGAACGGCAACGACGAAGAAAACAUGAUUGAGUCAGACGAAGGAGAUUCUUUCUAA